Molecule: messenger RNA, 7145 nt
Organism: Heterocephalus glaber (naked mole-rat)
Lineage: Eukaryota; Metazoa; Chordata; Mammalia; Rodentia; Bathyergidae
Gene: Cep162
Product: centrosomal protein 162
Biological process (GO): cilium assembly
Cellular component (GO): centriolar satellite; axonemal microtubule; centriole
Source: RefSeq, a predicted model, not a curated record
CUAAAAUACCUUAGCCAAGGUUGUGCCUUAAAGCUUUCAUUUGUCGGGUCAUUACUCUCUCCGCCCGAACUCCACUGCAGAUGCGUCUUCGUUUACCUGCCAGCAUCCAAAUUCGCGCUUUCUGGAGCCAGGACGCCGCCAAACUGAAGCCCUUUUGAUGGGUUCCGCCUCUAAUCAAGCUUUGGGCAAGACUUUAACCGCGGCCACUCAGACCUGAUCCAAAAUGCUGAUAAAGGGAGGGGGUAUCGUUCUGCAGGUUAGGGAAAGUACGGUCCGGGGAGCUGGCCGACUUCCUCUCUAGCAUAAAAGAACGCUGGGGUUUGUGGAGCCUCAAGGAGUUAAAAUCCAGAAGCUAGGGCAGAUCUGAAAUUGGGUUCUUUAUGGGGGAAGAGGAUAGCUUUGCGUUGCAAACCACUGGAUUCCACUUAAAGUGUUCAGGGCCUUGUUUUUGUUGGCUUCCGUUUCCUUGCUCCCACCCCCAUAGCGCUAACUUGCAUACUAUAAAAGUAGUCUUUUAAGUACUGAGUCUGUUAAAUCUGAUUGUCUAUAUCUGGAAGUGAAUUUUGCAAAAGGAUUAACAAGGAUUGGAAAAUAACUAGCCGAAUCCGGGAGCACUGACUGGUCUUUACAAGAAAAAAAUGGUGGUUCUUUCAGUUUGCUGAGAUUCUCUUUGAAGACCUGGAUUGUGUCUGAGAGUGUUGUAAAUUCUUUAGAAUGUUUGCUUUGGGAAAUUAAAAUUAUUGACAAUGGCUCAUUACUCUAAAGAGGAGCUGGAUGAAGAAUUUGAACAGUUUAUGAAGGAGCUUUCAGAUGAUUCUUUUGACAAGUCAAAUAAAACACCUAGACAACCUAAAGAAGUAAAGAAGAAAGAUACUAUGCCUUGGUGGUUAACUGAAGAUGACUUUGAAGAUGGUGGACUGCUUGGAACAAACGUAAGCUAUUUGAAAACAAAGACUUCUCACCAAGUGAUGGAAAUAGAAGAUGAGUCUGCUGAAAAAUCUCAGCUUCUUAAGAGCAGUGGAACCUCUAUCUUAAGUGUUGACAGCUUGGAGACAAAUGAACUAAUAGUUUCUGAGCUCAAUCAUAGUGUUCUUGGAUUGGGAUUGGACACAUUAGAAGAACAAGAAGAAAAAGAGCAGUUUUUUGACAAGCUUGAGAAAGGUUUGACCUCUUCCAUUGAUUAUUCAAGAUUAAACAAGGAAUUGGAUUCCAGUGACUCUACACAUUUUAAAGGUUUAAGCAGUUAUCGGGCUAAUGUAGGACUAAUUGAAGAUGAACAUGAGAAUGAAUCAAAACAUGAACAACUCCCAGAAAAUUACAGUGAUGAUUUUGAAGAUGCAGAGGAUGUUGAUGUACCUUUGAUUACUAAAGAUGAAGAAGAAAUUCAUUCCAAAGAAAAGCCCAGAUCAGAAAUAAAUAUACCCAAACAGGCAGAAGAAAAAACUAACAUGCUGGCUAAUGUUGUGCUGCUUGAUUCAUUGGACUCCAUUGAAGGUACCAAUCUUGAUGAACAAGAUAAAGCAACAACUAAGCCAAAGGCCCUACCAGAUAUGACCGAUAAUGAAAUGACAGGAACAGGUAUUUCUUAUGGGCAAAGCAAUAGUGACAUUGAAGCCCUACAUCAGGCAUAUUGUCGUGUAGCUCAUUCUUUAGGAGAUGCAGAUGAACAAAGAGCUGAGAGUAACUCAGUGGAAAUGAUCAAGAGCUCAGUGAAAGAUCAUCCUCAAGAAAAUGAGGAGUCUUCAAAACACAUCUCUACUACUGAAUCUGAUCUGCCCACAGUGGAGGAGUUGAUGAAACCUAUCAGAAUAGAUUCCGUUGGAGUCAGUAGUUUUGAUUUACAGCCUAAAAGUGCUCCAAAAGAGGCUGAUAGUAAAGACACUGUAAAUGUUCGCUCUUUACCCCUUAAGAUAAAUGCAAAUGUUAUAUGUCAAGACCCAAGAAAUGUGAACCAACUUUUUGACAAAAAUGAUGAGAAUGUGAUUUUACAAAAGACAGCCAAUAAGGAUAUGGAAAAUAGCUGUCCAACAGUAACUGCUACAGAAGAACAUAUUGAUAAAAUGUACCUUGAUAUUUUGAGGAAAAAAAUAUCUGUUAAUUCUUCAGUAUUAUCUGAGGAUGACAGAAUUAAUCAAGCUUUUAAAUCUCAAGUCUCUUCUGGAGAAGAAGGGACUAUAAUUAGUAAACAGGCACCAUACAGAAAGGCCAGAAGUGUACCACCUUUGUUUAAAAGAAAACCCCAGAGUGGAUUAUAUGCAUCAGUUAGGAGCUCAGGCUAUGGUAAAUGCAGUUCACCACCUAAGUUGUUCUCUACGCUUGAAAAGAAAACUUCAAAGGAUAUGAAAAGCAACAAUUUGAGACCCAUUCCUACCUCAAAUCAAGCUAAGAAAAAAGAAAUAUUAUCUGGAACAAAACUCAUCAAGCCUGAACCUUUGAGUAAAGCAGCUCCCAAAAGUGAAAAUUACCUGGCUACUCCUAAGAAGUCUGAAGAUCCUAUAGCAACUGAUUCUUGUGUUCAAUUUCAGACUGAUUCUUCAGGAUACAGUGGUGAGAACAAAGAGAAAGAGUUAUUUAUGCUUAAAAGGGCUCAAGAAGCAGAAGAAAAAUGGAGGGGUGCAGAAGCCCUAAUCGAGCAAAUUAAAGUCACAUUCUCGGAAAAAGAGAAAGAACUAGAAAAUAAAUUGGAGGAACUAAAGCGACAACAGGAAAAAGAACUGUUCAAGUUAAGUCAAGAAAAUUAUAUUCUUCAAACCAAGUUAACUAGCUUUGAAGAAACAAACAGAAAACAAAGGUGGUUACAUUUUGGAGAAACAGCUGAUCCUGUCACUGGAGAAAAGUUGAAGCAAAUCCAAAAGGAAAUACAGGAACAAGAAACACUUCUUCAAGGUUAUCAACAGGAAAAUGAAAAAUUAUAUAAUCAAGUAAAAGAUCUCCAAGAACAGAACAAGAAAAAUGAAGAGCGAAUGUUUAAAGAAAACCAGAAUUUAUUCAGUGAAUUGGCUUCCUUAAAAGAACAAAUGCACAAAAGUCGUUUCCUAUCUCAAGUAGUUGAAGAUUCAGAGCCUAACAAAAACCAGAGCUUUACAGAUCUGUUAGCAGAACUACGGGUGGCACAGAAAGAAAAAAGCAGUUUGUUGGAAGACAUCAAAAGACUGAAGCAAGACAAACAAGCUCUUGAAGUAGACUUGGAAAAAAUGAAAAAAGAGCGAGACCAAGCCAAAGAUCAAAUUGCUUAUGCCACAGGUGAAAAGUUAUAUGAAAUAAAAAUUUUGGAAGAAACACAUAAACAAGAAAUCAGUCACCUGCAGAAGAGAUUACAGUGGUAUGCUGAAAAUCAGGAACUUCUGGAUAAAGAUGCAAUUCGGCUUAAAGAAGCAAGUGAAGAAAUUGUGAAGUUGAAAGUCGAGAUUGAGAAACUGAAAGCACAGUCUCGGAAUCCAUCUGCUGAGCAGAAGUUACGGUCAAAAGAUAGAGCAACUGAUGCCAAAAAAAUUCAGGAUCUAGAGCGACAAGUUAAGGAAAUGGAAGGAAUUCUAAAAAGAAGAUAUCCCAAUUCUUUACCUGCUUUAAUAUUGGCUGCCUCAGCCGCUGGUGAUUCAGCAGAUAGAAAUACAGUGGAAUUCAUGGAAAAAAGGAUUAAAAAGCUAGAAGCUGACCUGGAGGGGAAAGAUGAAGAAGCAAAGAAAAGCCUUCGUACUAUGGAACAACAGUUUCAAAAAAUGAAGAUUCAGUAUGAACAAAGACUUGAGGAACAGGAGCAGCUACUUGCCUGCAAAUUGAAGGAAACAACCCAUAACCAGAGUAACAACUCCAGGGUUAAAACACUAGAAACAGAACUCAAGGACAUUAAGGAAGCCCAUCAAACCAUUGUAAGAAACCUUGCAGCAGAAAUAGAUAUUCUUAAACAUCAGAAUGCUGAAUUAGAACUCAAGAAAAAUGACAAAGAUGAUAAAGAUUUCCAGUCUAUAGAAUUCCAGGUGGAACAGGCCCAUGCCAAAGCUAAACUAGUAAGACUAAAUGAAGAACUGGCUGCCAAAGGAAGAGAAAUACAGGACCUUUCAAAAACUGUGGAGAGGCUUCAGAAGGAGAGAAGAAUGAUGCUGUCUCAUCAGAAUGCAAAGCGAAGAGAGGAAGUGAAUGCCAAAAGGGUGAAGAAAGAUGUUUUGCACCCAAAUAAAGGAAAUGCAAACUUCUCUGGAACCCUGGGUGGCAAGCUGUACCAACCACAUACUUUUACUGAUUCCCAUAUUUCAGAGGUUGUACAAGAAAACUACAGAUUAAAAAAUGAGCUAGAGGAAUUAAUUUUGGAGAGAAAUAAACUAAAGAUGGAAUCUGAAGCAGCAGUGAACCAAUUUGAAAACUCCAUGAAAAGGGUCAAGGAAGACACUGCAGCACAUAUUGCAUCCCUCAAAGCAUCCCAUCAGAGGGAAGUAGAGAAACUCCUUUGCCAAAAUGCAGUUGAAAAUUCUUCUUCCAAAGUAGCUGAACUGAAUCGUAAAGUAGCAACUCAAGAGAUCCUUAUAAAACAUUUCCAAAGUCAAGUUAAUGAGCUACAGGGUAAGCAAGAGUCUCUUGCAGUUUCUCAAGUUCGAGAAGAAAUCCUACAAAAAGAGAUUACAAAACUAUUAGAAGAAUUGAGAGAAGCCAAAGAAAACCAUACACCAGAAAUGAAACAUUUCAUGGGCUUAGAAAAGAAAAUCAAACAGAUGGAAAUAAGACAUAAGCAGAGAGAACAGGAACUUCAGCAGAUAAUACAGCAGACAUACCAAGUAGUAGAAACUGAGCAAAACAAAGAAAUUGAGAAAUGGAAAAGACUUGCACAGUUAAAGAAUCAUGAGCUGGACAAGUUCCGCACAGAAUUAGACUCAAUAUUAGAUGUUCUUCGGGAGCUGCACCGGCAGGGGCUAGUAGUGCCAGUUGCUUUUGCAGGUGAAGUGAAAUUUUAGUAGAAACUCAGACUUCAGAUGACCUUGUUGGAAGCCCUAAAGAUGGAUAAAGUUGUACCACUUUCAGGACAGAUUUUGAAAAAUGAGUUCCAGUAUGUUGCCAGAAGGAAACAACGCAAACACCACCAUUUCAGAAUAAAUUACCCUUAACCAACAACGAAAUAAAAAAGCGUCAUGAUGUGUUUUACUGAAGAUCAUUAACUAGUCACAUUUUAAUUGAUUUAUGGACAGGUUCCUAUUGUCAGAUGAUUAUAACCUUGUAAGAUUUAUUAUAAAAGGUCUCACCUAUAUGCUGGAAAUGGGAGGAAAAUUGUACAAACUCUACCACAUUAUUUUGACCAAACGUGUAUUCUUAAUUUUCUUUGAGACAGGAAAGCAGCUUCUCUUUCUUGUGAAACUGGAUAGAGGAAUGUGAGCCCAGUGAUGUAGACAACCUCAUCAACGCAGCUGAGUUAUAGAGCUUUCUCAGUAAUUUAGAUGAAAAUUCUCAACUUCCAUGCCGGUACAUGAUUAAUUCUCCUGUGUUCUAGUUUUCCAUCCCUUCCUCUAGGUGACUCUUUUUUGUACUUGAUAUAAAGUGAAAAUUAUUAGGGAAAUUUGACAUGGCCACUGUUUUAAUCUUUUAGGCUAUGGUACAUAAAUGUUAGCCCUAAUUUUUUUUGUAACUUUAAAAUUAAAAGCAAUACAGUGACAAAACUUUUCUAUUGAAAAAAAAUCCAUUAGAAAAAAAUACAAAUAUGCAUGAGUAACUGCUUUAUUUUACAAUUCCCAUUUCUAAAAGCAGAUAGGAACUGUGUGAGAUAGCCAGUUUGUUUUCAGAUGUUCUAGCCCAGGACCAUCUAAUAGAAAUAUAAUGAGACCCACAUCUGAUUUUUUUAAUUUAUAGUAGCUCCAUAUAAAAGAUAAAAAUGAAAAAGUACAAAGCUCAAUUUUAUAUUUUUUCUUAAGUCUUCAGAAUAUAGUUUACAUUUAGAGCACAUCUCAAUUUGGAUUAGCCACAUUCCAAGUGCUCAGUGACUAUCAGUAAGUGCAAUUCUAGGGUAAUAAUUACAAAAUAAAAGUACUCUAUAAAAGAGAGGAAAAUUAAGUCUUAGUGGAAUUGUGGGCAACGGAUGUGAGGAAAUGUAAGGAAUGUAAUUAUUGUCUUAACGUCCAGCAUUUUUAAUGUACCUUUUCUAAGAGGAUAGUACAAGGAUUGUAGUUUGCUAUUUUGUAAUAUGAAAGCAUUUUAAUUUAUAAUAUAACUUAUUUGGAUUAUUUGUAUGUGCUUUUGUGUAUCUUUUUAUUUACAAGCCUAUGAAUUCAGCUGCACCCAUCACUUCCUUUGUCCUUUUGACUCACUAUACAUGUACUCAUCCCAAGCACAAAUAUAGCUGGUUCUGAAACACAACAAAAUGCAAACAUCAAAUAUUUAUAUACAAGGUACAUUAGACUUUGAUGAGGAUUCUGUACUCCAACUAUAGUAUUAUGUUUUGGAAUAAGCUAUGCACGUGUUCUGUUAACAGAUUAAAGAUUCAUAAGUACCAUCAAAGAUAUGGUUACAACUAAAAACCUCAAGAACUGUAUUUCAUUCCUUAAUGAUUGACCUUGGGACCAGAUGAGAACACAGAAGAUGGAUAUAUUUAGGCUAUUUUGAAUAGAAAGGCAUUCAUGAAGAUUUAAGCUCCAGAGAUGAUAAUUCUUUUCCACUAUGACGGUUUUCCACUGUGAUGGUUAAUUUUAGAUGUUGGUUAAUUUUAGGUGGUUUUUAAGCCAUAUCUAUAGCUAGGGUAUAUCUGUAAGGUUCUUUCCAGAAGAGAUUGGCAUUUGAAUCAGUGGUCUGAGUAAGAAAAUCCACCCUCACCCAGUGAAGGAGAAUACUACUCAAAUGGUUGAAGAAGGCCUGGAUAGAACAAAAUGGCAGAGAAGAAAAGCAAGUUCAGUCUUCUGGAGCUGGGAUAGCCCUCUCCUUCUCUUGGAUAUCAGAGUUCAGGUUCUUGGGCCUUCAGUCUCCAGGACUCGUAUCAGCAGCCCCUCAGAUUCUCACACCUUGGCCUUGGAUUGAGAGUUUCACCAUAAGCUCCCUUGGCUGUCAAGACUUCCUCAGGACUGAGCUAUGCCACUGGCCUACCUAGUUCACCAGAUUGUGGACAGCAUAUCAUGAAAUCUACCCUCCAUAAUAGUGUAAUGUACAUUAAAUGUCCUCCUUUCUUUAUCUUG